Molecule: messenger RNA, 2189 nt
Organism: Candidula unifasciata
Lineage: Eukaryota; Metazoa; Mollusca; Gastropoda; Stylommatophora; Geomitridae
Source: the annotation of a GenBank genome assembly
GUACUGGACUCGCUGGGCACAGAGACUGUACGGCCCAGUUCUGCUGCUCAGUGUGUUGCCUACAUUGCUUGUGCUGAGUUGCCUCACAGACUCUGGCCAGACCUGAUUGCCAGACUCACCAACAACGUGAUCAAUGCCGCCAGCACCGAGAUGAUGAAGGAGGCCACCUUGGAGGCGGUGGGCUACAUCUGUCAGGAGAUUGAGCCAGAGAUCCUCCAGCCACAGUCUAAUGAGAUUCUCACAGCCAUUGUACAUGCAAUGAAGAAAGAAGAGCCAAGUAACCAUGUCCGAUUGGCUGCAACAAAUGCCUUGCUUAACUCCUUAGAGUUCACAAAAGCUAACUUUGAUCAAGAGGCUGAGCGACACUUGAUCAUGCAGGUGACCUGUGAGGCCACACAGUCAACAGAUACACGGGUGAGGGUGGCGGCCAUGCAGUGCCUGGUGAAGAUCAUGUCCCUGUACUAUGUGUACAUGACUCAUUACAUGGGCCCAGCCCUGUUUGCAAUUACCAUUGACGCCAUGGAACACGACAAUGAAGAAAUUGCUCUGCAGGGAAUUGAGUUUUGGUCUACAGUUUGUGAUGAGGAAGUUGACCUGGCAAUAGAACUGUCAGAGGCCACAGAACAAGGUCGGCCACCUGAGCGCACGUCAAUGUUUUAUGCCAAGGGAGCCUUGCAGUACCUAGUUCCCAUACUGCUGGUGACUCUGGCUAAACAGGAGGAGCAUGAUGAUGAUGACGAGUGGAACCCAUGCAAAGCAGCAGGUGUCUGCCUGAUGUUGAUGGCCACCUGCUGUGAGGACGACGUGGUCCCACAUGUGCUGCCUUUUGUCAGAGACAACAUUCAGAACCAGGACUGGCGGUACAGGGAUGCAGCAGUCAUGGCUUUUGGUUCCAUCUUAGAAGGACCUGACCCAGAGAAGAUGAAACCUAUUGUGGAGCAGGCCAUGCCCAUGCUAAUUGAACUCCUCAAAGACCCCAGUGUGGUGGUUCGAGACACAGCUGCCUGGACGGUUGGGCGAGUCUGCGAGCUCUUACCUGACUCUGUCCUGCACGAGACAUGCCUAACUCCCUUGCUGAAUGCUCUAGUGGAAGGCCUUGUGGCCGAGCCUAGGGUUGCCAGCAAUGUCUGCUGGGCAUUUUCUAGUCUUGCAGAAGCCGCCUAUGAGAAUGCUGAAACACCAGAUGAUAGUGCCGAACCUGAUACCUAUUGUCUUUCCAGUUACUUUGAGAUAAUUGUGGAGAGGUUGUUGCAGACUGCAGACAGACCUGAUGGAAACCAGCAUAAUUUACGUAAUGCAGCCUAUGAAGCUUUGAUGGAGUUGGUGAAGAACAGUCCUAAGGACUGCUAUGUGAUUGUACAGAAAACAACCAUGAUCAUCCUAGAAAAAUUGGAACGGGUAUUGUCUAUGGAGGGUGCCAUUCAGUCCACCAAUGAAAGAGUACAGUACUACGAUUUACAGUCCUUGUUGUGUGCCACAUUGCAGAGUGUGAUGCGAAAGGUGACACCGGAGGAUGCCCCCAAAAUUUCAGACCAAAUUAUGACUGCUUUGUUGAGGAUGUUCCAGUCGACCAGUGGCAAGGCCGGUGGCGUUCAGGAGGAUGCUCUGCUAGCCAUGUCUACACUGAUAGAAGUUCUGGGUGAGAAGUUCCAGAUGUACAUGGAUGCCUUUAAACCCUACCUUCUGUUGGGUCUCAAGAACUAUGCAGAGUAUCAGGUUUGUUUGGCUGCUGUGGGCAUUGUGGGUGAUCUGUGCCGUGCCCUAGGUGCCAACAUCCUCCCACACUGUGAUGAGCUAAUGAUGAUGCUCUUAGAGAACCUUGGGAACGAAAACGUCCAUCGGUCAGUGAAGCCUCAGAUCCUGUCAGUGUUUGGGGACAUCGCCUUAGCCAUCGGCACCAACUUCAAGAACUGCCUGGAUGUGGUGAUGAACACGCUGCAGCAGGCAUCUCAAGCUCAGGUGGAUAAGACGGACUAUGAUAUGAUCGACUAUCUGAACGAGCUGAGAGAAGGAUGUCUGGAGGCUUAUACUGGCAUAGUGCAGGGACUCAAAGGUGAUGGAGAAUCUCCCAAUCCUGAUGUGGUCCUGAUCCAGCAGCAUGUGGGACAUAUUGUGUCUUUCAUUGAGCACAUUGCUGCAGAUGAAGACAAGAGUGAUAGCAACGUGGCUGCCUGCUGUGGUCUCAUAGG